This is a messenger RNA of Chara braunii, 1632 nucleotides long. The record is from the annotation of a GenBank genome assembly. NCBI's taxonomy places the organism in Eukaryota, Viridiplantae, Streptophyta, Charophyceae, Charales, Characeae.
GUCUAAGUGGUAAGGAGUGGGACAGUCCUUUGUCGUGCACCAAACACCAUGGAUGACUAUCCGAUGUACGGCUUGCUCGUGAGGUUCUCCCUCUGGGGGACCCUCUGGCGUCUCCUCUUUCCGUUGGGGUUCUGGAACACCUUCAUGUGUAGAGUAGAGACAAGGGGUGGUGCUAGCACCACUCCCUACACGAAGGAGCAGGAGGAGGAGGCCGCAAAGAUUUUGGUCGAGCAGAAGGCCAAGAAAGAGAAGAGGGAGGUGGUGAAGCAGGCCAAGAAGUUGGCCUUACUGGAGGAGCAGGCCACAAAGAAGAAGAAGUUUGAGGAGGAAUUGGAAAAAUUGAAGAGGGAAGAAGAAGAAAAAUUAAAAGCAAGAUUUCGCACGAGAGAUGAUGAUGCACAUGGGCACAUAAGUGAAAGCGAGGAUGGAGAGCACAGAGCGAUUUUGUGCAGGUGUCAUGCCAAGUUGACAGCUCCAAGGGAAGAAGAGGUGCGUCCCCGUAAGGAUCCGGUCAAAGUCAAGUUCCCUGAUUCCUAUAGUGGGAAGAAGGGAGAAAACUUUAACAACAGGGAGGGGAACAUCUAUUCGUAUGUUCACCUGCAGAAGAUCUUGCCUAAGGAGCAAGUACUAAUCGCUUUCCAUGCCCUUAAGGAUGAAGCAGCGAACUUCGCCCUAUCGCUCGCCAACGCAGCCAAGUGCGAUAAUGAUAUAGUAGCUUACUUUGCGAUCACCCCUCUCAACGAGUUCUUUAAAUUGCUGCGUGAAAGGUUUGCAGAUGUCACCAGGGGAAUUAGAGCCUCUAACAAGCUGCAAACCGUCCACUCUCGCCAAUGGAAGAGUGCUAGGGCACUCAAAGGAGUAAUGGAUGAGUUGGUAGCUGUCCCUGACCAUGGAGUCACUGAGACUCAGUUGGUCCAACCGUUUUAUCGUGUCAUGCCCGAGCCCUUGCGCGGGCACUUCUUUGAGAAAAGCAAGGAGUCCACUAUGACCUAUGAUACUUUGAGUAGGGAAGUAGUGGCUUUCGAGGCCCAGUCCAUGCCAGCUACCUUCUGGCACAAAGAUCUGGACAAGGGCCAAAAAUGGAAGGGUCGUCCCAUCUCGAACCAAGUCAAGGCCAAGGAUCACUUGAUCCUAACUCUAGAUGAGGGUGAUAUGGACGAGGUCCCAUAUGAUCAAAUGCAGUGGGGCCUCGAGGAGGAAGGCAGUGGCGAUAGUCAGGGGAGGACUUAUGCUGCUGUCACAGCCGGAGGGAGGUCACAAGGAAGAGGAGGAGGCCGGGGCCAAGGAGGCCAGGCUUCCGGUGGUCGAGGACAGAGUGAUCAGGGGGUUGGCAGCAGAGGAAACCGCCAAGUGGGAGGUAGGGGUCAAGUUCCUCGGCAAAACCGAUCUCGUUUCACUCGAUCACCUCCCAUGAAGGGUGGAUGGCACCUUGGCUUGCCACAAGGCAGGCCCUGGGAAGAUCUGGCUUAGAAUAGACAGUGUGGCAGAGGUGGAUAGACCAGGAUCAAUGCAUCUACUGCAGUGAUCCGGGGCACAUCAUAAAAUAUUGCCCUAAGUAUAGAGAAGCCCGGAAUGUUGCACAAACAGCAAAAGGCAACCGCCGGUAGGGGUCGUAAUUGCCCUUACCCCUAG